Molecule: messenger RNA, 1580 nt
Organism: Phoenix dactylifera (date palm)
Lineage: Eukaryota; Viridiplantae; Streptophyta; Magnoliopsida; Arecales; Arecaceae
Product: mraW methylase family protein
Biological process (GO): rRNA base methylation
Molecular function (GO): rRNA (cytosine-N4-)-methyltransferase activity
Source: RefSeq, a predicted model, not a curated record
GGGAAGUUUCUGACAUACACAUCGACAGUGUAGUCGAGCAAUCUCGGCCUUCUUCGCCGCCAAGGGUUGGUGGUGUGAAGGGCUGGUGCAUCGUCUUGUCUUAAAUAUCAAUCAUGGCAACGUGGCGUGUCUUCCUGCUCCACCCACCGCAUCCCCAUGCCCGUCUCCAUUCCCUCGUCCGCUGGGAACGGAGAUGGCGUUUGCGGCAAGGUGGUCGGGAGCUCGCUGCCGUCGCUGCUGCUUGCGGUGCCAGGGCAAGAGUCGAGAAGAAGAGAGUUGCGGCCAAGAGCACCGCGUCUGCCUUUGCGGACCAUCUCACCAGGCGGACGCGCUCGGGGGCCGGCUUCGACUGGGACCUCUACCGGCGCUACGCGGACGCCGCAGGGGGCCACGCCCACCUGCCCGUCAUGCUGGGCGAGGUGCUCGACGUCUUCCGCCACCUCCACCUCCGCUCCUUCGUCGACUGCACCCUCGGUGCUGCAGGCCACUCCGUCGCCCUGUGGUGUUCGAUCUAUUUCCCAACAGAUUAUAGAGGCGCAUAGAGAGCUGGAGCUGUAUGUCGGUCUGGACGUGGAUCCUGUCGCCCAUGACAAGGCUCGAGCGCGGAUCGAAGACCUCCUAAAUGAUAAUCCUCGCGACGGCAGCUUGAAAGCUUACACCCAUGUCCGGAAUUUCAAGUACAUAAAGUCCGUUCUUGGCGGCAUCGACGAGAACCUCCUCGAAGGCGGAGUCGACGGGAUCCUGAUGGACUUGGGAAUGUCAUCCAUGCAGGUGAACAAUUCGGACAGAGGAUUCAGUGUGCUUGGCGAUGGGCCUCUGGAUAUGCGGAUGAACCCUCAGGCAAGCUUGAAAGCGGAGGAUAUCUUGAAUUACUGGCCUGAUUCUGAAGUGGGACGGGUAUUGCGUGAUUAUGGAGAGGAAAGCAACUGGCGUUUUCUUCAGAAACAAAUUGUGGGUGCUCGUGCAGAUGGGGGAUUGCAUUCUACGGCUCAACUUGUAGAUCUCGUGCGGAGCACAUCUGCCGGGUCUGGAGGAAGGCAUGGUUGGAUCAAGACGGCGACGCGGGUAUUUCAAGCACUUAGGAUAGCAGUUAAUGAUGAACUCCAGACUCUAGAAGAUGCUAUACAUGCCUGCUUUGAUUGCCUCUCCUCUGGUGGUCGGCUUGUCGUCAUCUCCUUCCACAGUUUGGAGGACAGAAUUGUGAAGCGGACGUUUCUUGACAUCAUCGAGAGGGGUGAAGGAGAUUUGAAUGGUAAGGGUCAGAGGGAGGACGAGGCUGAUGGCGGAGGAGAAACGUGGAGUAGGCAUAGAGUGCAGGGAAGUCAUGGUACCGUUCUGACAAAGCGGCCAAUAACACCUUCCAAGGAGGAAGAGAAAUUAAAUCGCAGGUGCAGAAGCGCUAAGCUUAGAGUUAUUCGCAAGCUCUGAACAGCAAUGUUUUUUAUGAGCAACGGCAUUUGUACCCACACUAACGAAGCUUUCUUGGGUUCGUCAUAUGUUAAACCUUAGUGCCCUUUUUGGCUGCUCUGGAUGAAUCUGAUUGCAUCUAUACCGAUAAAAUUAGUUUAGCUUUUUAUUAA